ACCUGCAUGCAACUUUUAUAUAUUCUAGGUUGCCAGAAAUGAUGAUUGAGUGGACAGUUAAUAAUGAAAUUCAGUUAUUCCAUGCCAUGACAGGACACAAACCAAUAGGUAUCAACAAACACUUUCAGAUGUUGAUGAUUCACUCUAAAUUGAGUGAAUCUUUACACACAGAAGUUUCUUCACAAAUUAUAUGGGAUAAACUUCGUACCUUAUAUGAUUUGUCAGCAUUGGAGGAUUCUGACAAGCUGCAGUUCCCGAUCACCGACGGCUCAGAAUUCACUCUACCAAGUGAUUAUCUACAAAACGUUAAUGUACCUUCAGAUUUACUUGCAUCUGACACUCGUUUGGUUGACACAUCCACACCACAACUGCAGUCACUUCCAUUGAAUGAUGCAAGUUCUACUCUUAAGGAAUCUAGACUGACUCCAUCUGUAAGCCUGCCCACCGCCCAACCUCCCGCCAACACUAUAGGCGCCAGUAGCAAAGGCACUCCUGCUUCUUCUUCCUCAGCCUUAGCAGUCAUAACCUCUCGCAAUCAGUCACUGUCUUCAUCACGACAUCAAUCCCCUUGCUCCUCUCGCCUCACAGCCGCAGUCAGCAGCCCUGGUCGCCUAGUCAACGGCAAGGAGUCGGAGUUGCUCACUCCCAAGCAGCGGGCCUACAAUAGAGUCUCAAAUGAAAGUAAGGAAGGGUCCAGCACGCCUUCUUCCUUGGGUCGUCGAAGCGGCGCAAGUCGCCAAACUUCAGACGAGACCGCAGACGAGACGACGCCUCGACGACCGAAGCGCGGGCGAGACUCGAAGAGCGGCAGCCCCGUGGCGAGCAGCGCGCCACACAGCAAACGGAGGAAGGUUUAGUGGCCGCGACUCAGGCUCGUGCUGCGGCGUAGCGCUGAAGACGUUGCGUCACGAUCGUGCUGCAUCGUAGCGCUGAAGACGUUGCGUCACGAUCGUGCUGCGUCGUAGCGUCAAGGCUUUGUUAUUGAUAAGCUUAAUGCGUCAAGAGCUGACUCCUUUGAUAACUUUAACCAGUAGCGCAUCCCGGCAUUACCUACAUUGUGUGUACUAUUCAGGCUUGACACUGCCUUCAACUGCUUGUACGACGCACUUGAUAUUCAUAUCGGCAUUAAGUUGCAACAAUCUUGACUCUUGAAUGUCAUUUCGCAUCCGUGCUCACAAGCUUCCAAAAGUCCAUUGUCCUAUUGGAACGAUUCUACAGGUUUUUUUUUUAAUUUACGCGCUAGUUUAUAUUGUUAUAAAAUUUAAUCAAAACAAUGUUAUUUUUGUCGUCUGGUCUCCCGGGGGAUUGACGAGGGUUUUCCUGACUUCCUAUCGUGUUUUUUUUUUAGGUUGAGAAUGAUAUUGCAGGUCUUCUGGCUGCGACAUUUUUAUAUUGUUAUUUGAAAUUGACACGCGAGUUUAUAUUGUUAUAAAAAUUGAAUCAAAACAAUGUUAUUUUGUCGUCUGUUCUUCCGGGGUAUCGCCACGUGUUUGCCUGAUUAUCGUGACUGUUUCAGGUUGAGAAUGUUUCAAGUCUUUUGGCUGCGACGAUUACGAAAUCGCUGCGACGAAAUUAUACCUCACUUCUUAAAAUCUAUUAAGUGCCGAUUUUGAAGUUAUCUGCUGUUUAUCAUGAAGCACUGCUGCAUGGAAUGCCAGUUCUGAUUAGCACCAGCUCAUCAGACACUACAUCUUUACUGCGUGAAAAUUUAUGUAGCUGAAUUAAAGUUGAAUGACGCGAUACUGAAAGCGUUCGUUUUUCCAGCAAAGAUUGAAGUUGUUGAGUUGAUGACUCAAACAUUUUUCAUGUGCAGUAAUGAAAAUGAGAGCCAAAUGAUUAACACUCCUGAGCGUGCUGCUUAAACUUGCGUAGCAGCUAGUCCUGUAUUUAUAUCAUGUCAAUGGUAUUGGUUAUUAUAUUUAUUUACACAAAAUGUUUCUCUUCAUUUGUAUGACAUUUUUACUUCGUUGUUCAUGUUUAACAUCAAGCUUGAAUGAUAGUUCUUGUGCA
Hyalella azteca is the source of this 2010-nucleotide messenger RNA. It is a transcript of the gene MrgBP, whose product is annotated as chromatin modification-related protein EAF7-like. Gene Ontology annotation, biological process: regulation of transcription by RNA polymerase II. Gene Ontology annotation, cellular component: NuA4 histone acetyltransferase complex; nucleus. The transcript has 5 exons. NCBI's taxonomy places the organism in Eukaryota, Metazoa, Arthropoda, Malacostraca, Amphipoda, Hyalellidae. The coding region runs from base 39 to 857 and encodes 272 amino acids. The record is from RefSeq and is a predicted model, not a curated record.